Molecule: messenger RNA, 1474 nt
Organism: Umbelopsis ramanniana AG
Lineage: Eukaryota; Fungi; Mucoromycota; Umbelopsidomycetes; Umbelopsidales; Umbelopsidaceae
Exons: 2
Coding region: 188-1315 (375 amino acids)
Source: RefSeq, a predicted model, not a curated record
AAUUUUCAUAAGAUCGUGAGGUUCAGAUUAUUACAUGUAUUUGCAUAGGGAAUACCAUAGAAUUUUACUCAAGAGUAAGAUGCGUAGCUUCUGCUAGGAACGGAGAGAAAUUGCGGAUCGGAACUAUUAUUUUUUUCUACCGUGGCUUCCCGCCCCCUCAUUGUUCUGCCUGUAGUGGCUGUAUGAGAUGGCUAUUUCGCGUUGGCCCUCAUUACAUAGACAGCAUACUUCUCCUACCAACAAUGAACGCACACAGCGGUCACAGACCACGCCACUACCAAGUCGACGCAAUCAUGUGGGCAUUCAGCUGCCGCAUCCGUCGUUCCUCAAUCGAUUCAAACGGAAGUCAUUGCCUACGGAAACCACAACUACACCUCGUAGAUUGUCUGCAGGAUCGGAUCCUAAUGCACAUAGAGGUUCUGCGGAUGCAGAUCGAAACUCUAUCAUGAUGGAUUUGGAGGUCGUUUUUGACAGCGAAGAAGGCAUGAAUGACGGAGAUCAAACUCAUGCACGAACCACACCUCGUCGUCCGCCAGUGGAUGACAACGAGUAUAGAUAUUGGAGGCUCCAAGGAAGAUCAGGAAGAAGAAAUGCGGAAGUUGGAACAAUUCGGAAAGAUUGGAGCUCCAUACCUUCACCGUUUACCUCUCAACCUAAAAUCGUCGAUGCCGGACACUAUAUUGAAAGACCUACUUACAAACGAACUUAUUAUGAACAGCCAAAUGCGUCCAGCCUCUCCACUAUGGUAGAUCCGUAUCCAACGCUGCGAAGGCAGCAAGCUGGGCAUUCUUUUGCACAUGACGACAUUGACAUUUCGAUCUCACCUUACCGAUCGCACCAGCAACAAAGAAGACAUAGCUUGAGUUGGGGAAAAAUGGAUAAGAUUAUCAGUGAAAAUAAAGGUGAACAUGACACUCUUCGACGAGUUGAUACCUUCACCUCCACCUCUACCGCUGGAACCGGACCAGGCACUCUUUCUAGGCAAUGGGACAGUGUUCGGAGGUUGAUGAAGGGGAAGACGAAGAAAAUGCCGGGCGACAAGAAAGGAAAGUCUCGAGUUAUUGACCUAGAUUUGGCUCCACCACCUCAUAUGCUUGAUCAAGACCAUUCAGAAGACUCUUCGACCGAUCACCCCACCAUCAAAAUUUUAGUACAAGAGCCAACAAUCCAUUUCAUAUCGGAUUCUCCCGUUGAUCAAACCAACGACUUUCUCAAUGUACAUCGGAGUACAUCUCCGUAUGAUGCUGAUAUUGAUUCCAUAGACGAUCGUGCGUCCCAUACCAGUCAAGCUUUGAGUGACAGUAAAGAAUUGUAAAUAAUUGAAUAGGUUUACGACAUAAUGUACAUAGUAACUACUUUUCUAAUAAUAGUCCAUGGAAGAGAUGUCUUUCCUACAGUUAUAUUGAAAGCUUGCUUUGAAUUUGCAUCCUAUCUAUUUUUUUAUUGUCAUUUUAAUGACUUGAACAUAGAAAAG